CCAAACAGAUUUGCACGCUCCAGGAAAAAAUGCAGACGCUUCCAAGUCUGAUAUAAUUAUCAGUUAAGCGCGAAGCACGGCCUCGAGUGCAAAACUUGUUCUCGGUCAGGCAGUUCGCGAAAAGUAGUCGCAGCGUUCCAUGGCGAUAUGAUACUGACAAGCACCUGAUAGAUUAUGGACAGCGAUGGCAGGGGCGCGUCAAGGGGCCGCAAUCGCGGAGGCCCGGGCGGCGCGGGCGGAGGUGCUCCCUCCAUGGCCGCUGCUGCUGCCAUGUACUCGUUCCAGACCGCGCCCCACUCCGAAGUGGUGGCUGGACUGCCAAAGCCCGGCCGCCCCGCUGUGAGCCGCCCCGUCACCGUGCCCGACCUGUCCGUGGGCGGCAUUGGCGCGGGGGCAGCAGCAGCGGGGGGAGGAGGCGGAGGAGGAGCAGCGGGAGGAGGAGGCGGAGGAGGAGCGGGAGGAGGAGCGGGAGGAGGUGGAGCGGGAGGAGGUGGAGCAGGUGGAGCGGGAGGAGGUGGCGUGGCGGCUGCGUUGUUUGGAGGCGGGCAGCUGCCUGCGGCAGCGGGGCCGGGGCCGACAGUGCACGGCAGCUACACCUCUGGUAACGGUAACGGUUCCUACGCCAACGGCCCCCACGGCGGCUACUCCCACGGCGGUUACCCCCACGGCAGUUACCCACACGGCAGUUACGCCAACGGCGGCGGCGACCUGACCAGCCGCUCCGUGGACAGCGAGCUGGCGGAGGCGUCGGAGCUGCACUUCUACCGCAACACGCGCAUCCUGCACCCCUGGGAGAUCGCGGGCAUGGGGGGAGGUGGAGGGGGAGGAGGAGGAGGAGGAGGGGCAGGACUGGGGGUGGUGGGAAGCAGUGCCGGAGGAGGAGGAGGAGGCGUGACCGCGUCCGCGGACUUCGCACGAGGCGGCGGUGGAGCCGGCGGGGCUGCCGGCGGCGGCGGCGGCGGCGGCGGCUGGGUGGUCACGGGCGCACACCGGCGUGCCAACUAUAUGGCGGGCGCCAGCGGGCCCGGCGGCAGUAGCAGCGCCGUGGCCGCGGCUGCUACAGCCGCCUGGGCGCGGCCCGCCACGGAGGAGGGGUUCUACGUGUCGGCGGCGCGCGGCAGUCUCAGCGGCAUGGGCGCCAGCGGCAGUAGCGGCACGGGGCUGGGGCUGGGGCUGGGCGGCGUGCAGGGCCCGGCGGCAGCGGCGGCGGCGGCGGCGCCGCCGCCGUGUGCCAUGACGCCCACCAGCGCACUGCUGGAGCAGGCUCGUGCGGGGCAGGUGGUGACCAUUGAGCACAUCCUGGCUGGCACCGCCGCCGCGCCGCCGCGCGGCUUUUCGCCGCCGCGCGCCGCCAAGCCCGACUCCUCCAGUCUGGCGGCGCUGCAGCAGGCCUUUCGAGGGCUGCAGCAGCAGGCGGCGGCGGCGGCGCGAGCCGGCGGCGGAGGCGGCGGCGGCGGCGGAGGGGGAGGAGGUGGAGCGGGUGGCGGUGGCGGCGGUGCCGCUGCCCGCGGCACGCCGUCGCGGGAGGACGUUUGGGAGGUGGCGGCUGCGAUGCUGCGGCAGGUGGCGGCGGUGGCGGCGGCGGCGGGUGGGGCGCCCGGGGCGGCUGCGGCUGGGGAGGCGUCCGGCGGGGUGCGCAGCACGAGCCCCGGCGCGGCGCGGCCUGGCACCACCACCGGCCUGGCCGCGGGCAACUCACACACCACCUUCACCACCUUCACCACCACCAGCAACAGCAACAGCACUAUGAGCCUGGGCCCGCUGUACGGCGGCGCGUCGGCCGCUGCUACAGCCGGUGCCGGUGGUGCUGGUGCUAAUGGUGCUGGCGCUAAUGGUGCUGGUGCUACAGCCGGCGGCGGUGGCUGGGUGGUUGGACCUCGCCCGGGCGUGGCGCCGUUCAGCGAGGAUGACGUGGCGUUCCAGCCGCUGCUGCCGCGUGACGAGGACGGAUACGUGGCGGAGGCCGCCAUCACCGGCCAGCAGGCGGCCCUGGGCACCGCCGUACAAGGCCUGGUGCUGCAGAAUGAAAACGCGCUAUACCACUGUCCCUGGCUACGCCUUCACUUAUUGAUUCAUCACGAACACAUCACCACCACCACCACCACCACCACCACCACCACCACCACCACCACCACCACCACCACCACCACCACCACCACCACCACCACCACCACCACCACCACCACCACCACCACCACCACCACCACCACCACCACCACCACCACCACCACCACCACCGCCACCACCACCACCACCACCACCACCACCACCACCACCACUGGCCUGCAGGUGGGUGUGUCCAGUGUGGAGCGCGCGCACCUGCUCCACGGCGUGUGGGCCACUGCGCGGCAGCUGAUGGCGGCGGCGCUGGCGGACAGGCAGGCGGCACGGGCCAAGCUGGCCGCGGUGCGGCGCGAGGCCGCCGCCGCCGCCGCCCGCGCCUCGCUGGAGGCGGACGCGCUGCGCCAGAACCUGUCCUCCGCCUUCCACCAGAACCAGCACCUGCUGGUGAAGGAGCGGGAGGCGGCGGAGGCGGCGGCGGCGGCCAAGGCCGAGCUCAGCAGGCUUCGCAAGGUGGUUGCUGAGGGCGAGGUGGAGUCGUUGGGGUCGGCACUGGGGGCGCUGAGGGACGCGCACGAGGCGGCACGGGAGGAGCUGGAGGCGGCGCGGCAGCAGCUGGCGGAGCUAGAGGCGGACCUGGCGGACGCGCGCACCGACGCCGCGCUGGCCGCCGCCCGCGCCGCCGCCGCCGAGGGGCAGGCGGCGGCGCUGGCGGGUGAGGUGCGGGCGCGCACGCCGCGGCCGCGCCGCGGGCUGGGCGCACUGGGGGAGCUGCUCACGGAGCCCAGCCAGCAGGCCGCGGUCAUGUCGGCCCUGGCCGCCGGUGUGGCCCCCCUGGAGCUGCACCGCCUGCUACUGGGCCUCACAGCGCCGCUGGAGGGCGCACCCGGCGGCGAGGACAUACGGCCCUGGGCCGCCGCCUGCGGCUGCUGCCGAGCCGUGGUGCCGCCCUGGGCCGACCCCGCGCAGCACGCCGCCGCCACCGCGCCGCCGGCGGACGUGGCGGGCGGGCCGCUGGCGGCGCUGCUGGCGGCGCAGCGGCCGUCUACAAGCAACCUGGCGGCGGCGCUGGCGGCGGGCGGGGUGGGCGGCGGUGGCGGCGGUGGCGGCGGCGGGCGCAAGGGCGGCGGCAUGAGUGCCAGCCAGCAGCUGUCGUACAUGAAGCAACUGCACUCCUGGCUGGCCGGCCUGAUAGAGGGCGGCGACGUGCCAUCACUGCAGCGGCUGCUGCCCGAGGAGGCCGUGGAGGCCAUCGGCUCCAGCCUGCAACUGGGCGUGUCCUCCUCCUCCAUGGCCGCCUGGCUACUCGGCACUCUGGCGCCCCCCGGCGUGCCGCACACACACGCCGCUGGCCCCGGCGGCGCCGCCGCCUCCGCCUCCGCCGCCGCCAACCCGCACGCGCCGCCGCCUGGUCUGGUCUGUCUGGCGCCGUACAAGGACCUGUGUGGUCUGUUAGCCACCAAGUACAACCACACAGCCAACGACCUGGGCGGACCUGUGACGCAGGCCACCUCCCGUCGCGAGCGGCCCCCCCACCCGGUGCAGGUGUUCAUCGAGGCCAAGUGGGCGGACUUUUUCGUGGGACUGGGCAACACCCACUCCGCCGUGCCGCGCGUGCUGCGCACAGAGCCCGGCCUGCGCAUCUUCAACCGCCGCAUGGAGAAGGUGGAGGCUGAGAAGAUGGUGAACGCGGUGUGGGACGCCAAGGACGAGUGGCAGGCCAAGAACCGCGGCGUGCGCAUGACGCUCGCGGACUUCCUGGUUGGCUACAUGCAGCGCAAGUACGUGGCUCCCCGCGCCAUCACGGAGACGGCCUACAACCUGGUGUACACGCUGGGGCAGCACGCCUACGACCCCGACUGUCACCUGUUCAUACGCGUGCUGUGCGGCGAGGUGGACGAGGGCAUCCGCGGAGAGGAGGAGGAGCUCAUGGGCGUGUUCGCUGAGACCAUCCGCACGCAGCACCUGUCGGAGCGGCUGGAGGCGCUGGCGGCUCUGGAGGAGGCGCUGGCGGAGGCGGCGGAGCGGGCGCGGGUGCGGCACGUGGCGCCCAGCCUGUUGGCGGCGGCGGUGCGGGCGGCGGUGCCGGGCUGCACCGAGGACACCGUCAGGCAGCACAUGCGGAUGGUGUACGGGCUGGACGCGCGCGUCAAGGCCGCAGAGGCCGCCGCACCCGCUGCCAACGCCGCCGCCGCCCGCGCUGCCGCCACCGGCACCGGCGCCACCUUCAACCCCGGAGCCGGCGGCGCCCCCGGCGCCCGCCCCGGCGCCGUGCCUGCGCUGCCGCUGGCGGCGGCCCUUGGCGUCGACGACAGCGCCGGUGCUGCUGCGGGUGCUGGGGGUGCGGGAGGGGGUGGCGACGGGCCGUCGGCGCUGGUACCUACGGUGGAGGGUGUGAUGGCGCUGGUGCGGCGGGGCUGGGUGCAGCAGGUGCCCAGCAUCGCCACAGCCAUCACGCAACUGGGUCUGGCCGCCAAGCUGAAGGCGCGUCUGGCCAACAGCAUCGCCGCCAGUGCCGCCGGGGCGGCCGGGGCGGCGGACCCGGGCAAGCAGGGCUCAGCCACCUCCAUGAAACGACUGCCCGGACUGCCCGGACUGGGCGGCGGCAUCGGCACCGGCUGGGCGGCGGCACUGGGGGCAGCGCGCGGCGGCGGCGGCGGCGGCGGCUGCGGCGGCGGCAGUGGCGGCAGUGGCGGUGGCAGCGGCCGCGACACGCCGGGUGGUGGCGGCGGCGGCGGCGGCGGCGACGCGGGGUCUCGUAUGGCUCGUGCGGCGGCCAAGCGGCUGCGAUACCUCAAAGCCAUGGACGCCGUACGCGACUGCUGGAUGCAGGAGGAGAAGACCAAGAUGGAGAAGCUGGUGCACAUGACCUCCACGCCCCGCGGAGGCCCCCAGCAGCAGCAGCCCGACGCGGGCAAGUCCUCCUCCGGGCCCGGCGGCGGCAAGGACCCCAACAGCAAGGCCGGAGCCGCCAACGGCCAACCGAACCGCCAGAACCAGCAGCAGCAGGAUGCGGCGGCGGCGGCGGGGGCGGCCCUGGCCCGGGUGCCCACAGCCGCCGAGUUCGCAGAUGACGACGAUCCAGAGCUGGCGGCGCUGGAAGCUACACAGAAGCUGCUGGCGGCGCAGGUGGCGGCGGCGGCAGCCGCCGCCUCCGGCGGCGCCGCCUCCGGCGGCACCGGCGGCUCCGCCGCCGGCGGCGGCCGAGGCGUGAGCUUCGGCGCCGGAGGCGCCGACGGCGGCGGCGGCGGCGGCGGUGCGGGGCUGACGCCGCGCAGCCUGCGGCGCAACAGCAGCAACGCCAACGCGGGCGUGGCGGCUGCGGCUGCGGCGGUGGAGGAGGUGGGCGAGCGCAUGGCCUGCCUGCGGGCGCUGGAUGGGCUGAUGGUGGCGCUGGCGGAAGACCGGCCGGAUGCGCCCGCGGCGGCCCUGGAUCCGGAGCUGCGGCGCAGUCUGUAUCACGACCCUGCAGACAGCGAUGAGGAUGAUGAUAAUGACCAGGAGGAGGAGGAUGGGGAGGGGGGCGGGGAGGGCGGCAGCGGCCGCGGGGGUGACGGGGACGAGUGAGGGGCGUGCUCGUGAGGGUGCAUGGGGUUGUGGGGCUUGCGGGCCUGAUGCAACCCGUUGGUGCGAGGCAACAGGUCACGACCGGCUCUGCUGUUACCUUUGGGCACUUGUAAUACGGUAGCCCGCUUUUGGGGUCCUUCUAACGCUGGUCAACAAAGUUACCCAUUAUCCAUGAAUCCAUGAUUUGGUUUGUGGAAGCAACGCGGUUGGGGGCAGGCUGGCAUCUGGUGCUGGAAUGUGAGAACCGGCGACAAGCUGUCAAAACACAUUAUCGAAGAUGCUUUACGUGUGUUCAAAUGCAGCAUCAAGCAAGACGAGACAGCAAGUACGGGCUGAAGCAAUAAGGAUGGCGCGUUGCAGUUUGCAAAGGGCUUGGUGUCCUGGGGCAUGUGCUUGUACAUGUGCUUGUACAUGUCCCGCUUGCGAUGUGGCACCUGUGCGCUGCGGGCCGUUCGGAGGGCUCACGUGGUUCGCGUGGAUGUCGGUGUGUACGGGUGGACACGGAGUAGCUUACACACACGCACCGGCAGUCCCGUGGUGAACGGAGCUGCACCGGGCAUGGGCGGCGGGCGUGGGCGGCGGGUGGCGGGCGGGCGUGGGCCGCGAAGUCUUGUGCGUGCCGCGUGCGUGUGUGAGGGUUUGCCACGUGCCAGGCCCUGCCGCAAGGAGCAGGCGUGAGGCCUAACAUCGCCAUCCCAAGGGAACAAGGGAACAUGGAAGAGUCUGGGCGGCCAUGCGGCGUGCAACAGGGGUGUGCGUGUCAUGGAGCAGUCGUGCCUGGCCAGUCAGGCAAGGGCCUGCCAUUCAGCGGGAGUUUUGUAACGGUGUAUGCGC
Chlamydomonas reinhardtii is the source of this 6462-nucleotide messenger RNA. RefSeq lists its product as uncharacterized. Gene Ontology annotation, cellular component: cytoplasm. Bases 175 to 5628 code for a protein of 1817 amino acids. The transcript is spliced from 22 exons. The record is from RefSeq and is a predicted model, not a curated record. NCBI's taxonomy places the organism in Eukaryota, Viridiplantae, Chlorophyta, Chlorophyceae, Chlamydomonadales, Chlamydomonadaceae.